AAAUAUCUUCGCGGCUAAUUAAGUUGUUGUGCUCUGUCAGUAUGACUUUGGAUAGUGACGCAAAUGAGUCUGGUAAAAAGAAAACACCCAGUCAAACAAAAAUUAAAAAGGUCGUGGUCCAUCCACUCGUAUUAUUGGGGGUCGUUGAUCACUAUAGUCGAUCUGGAAAAGUCACCAGUGGUCAGAAGAGAGUUGUAGGUGUUCUUUUGGGCUCAUUAAAUGGAAGCAUUUUGGAUGUCAGCAAUAGCUUCGCAGUUCCUUUCGAAGAAGAUGCCACUGAUCCGGAUGUUUGGUUUCUCGACCACGAUUAUUUGGAAAGCAUGUUUACCAUGUUUAAAAAAGUUAACGCUCGAGAAAAGAUUGUGGGUUGGUAUCACUCCGGUCCUAAGCUUUGUACAAACGAUAUUAAAAUUAACGAACUUUUCCGGAAAUAUGCUCCGAACUCAGUUCUGGUAGUUGUUGACGUCAGAAGAAAAGAAAUUGAUGGGCUACCCACUGAGGCUUAUAUCGCAGUUGAAGAAGUUCACGAUGAUGGAUCCCCAACAACGAAAUCUUUUGAUCAUCUUCGAUCGGAAGUAGAUGCUGAAGAAGCUGAAGAAGUUGGUGUUGAACACUUACUGCGGGAUAUUAAGGAUACAUCACUUGGUUCUUUAUCGCAAAGAAUCGGUUGUCAGUUAGAUGGAUUAUCCGGUUUAUUACGACAGUUAUAUGAAAUUCGUGAAUACUUGCAGUUGGUUUCUUCUGACAAGCUUCCUGUUAACCAUCGUAUAAUAUACCAGUUGCAAGAUAUUUUCAAUCUGCUUCCUGAUCUCAAACUGCAUGAUACAGUCCGUGCAAUUCACGUUAAUACUAACGACCAAAUGCUUGUUAUUUAUGUUGCUGCUAUAAUGAGAGCAAUACUUGCCUUACACGAUCUAAUUAGUAAUAAAUUAACAAAUCGUGAAACUGAAAGAAAUGAAGAAGGCUUGGGUGGUAAUACAGAGUCGAAAAAAGUUCCUAUUGGUUCUGUUGAUCAAAAUAAUGGAAAAGUGGAAAAUGGAGCAAAGUCAAAUGGGUUAGAUUCAUCAAGGAAGAAGACUGACAAAUAAUGGUGUGUAUGUGGGAAGCGUUGUUCUUAUCCACAUAGCAUGUGUACACAUUUCUUUUAUGAUAAAACAAUUAUGGAUAACACAGUUGGUAUUAUUUUAGUAUUAUCCUGAAAUGCCAAUAUAAUCGUUCUGUACAAUG
Molecule: messenger RNA, 1227 nt
Organism: Schistosoma haematobium
Lineage: Eukaryota; Metazoa; Platyhelminthes; Trematoda; Strigeidida; Schistosomatidae
Gene: PSMD7
Product: 26S proteasome non-ATPase regulatory subunit 7
Exons: 7
Coding region: 42-1088 (348 amino acids)
Biological process (GO): proteasome-mediated ubiquitin-dependent protein catabolic process
Cellular component (GO): proteasome complex; proteasome regulatory particle
Molecular function (GO): protein binding; metallopeptidase activity
Source: RefSeq, a predicted model, not a curated record